This is a messenger RNA of Centruroides sculpturatus (bark scorpion), 9142 nucleotides long. RefSeq names its product protein furry-like (gene fry). The transcript has a single exon. Lineage: Eukaryota; Metazoa; Arthropoda; Arachnida; Scorpiones; Buthidae. The record is from RefSeq and is a predicted model, not a curated record. Gene Ontology annotation, biological process: cell morphogenesis; neuron projection development. Gene Ontology annotation, cellular component: site of polarized growth; cell cortex. The coding region runs from base 88 to 9009 and encodes 2973 amino acids.
GGCGUUGAGCGGAUCGAGGAGAGGAAGUGAAUUACAAUGUAACCGAAGUUUUAAUUUUAGUUAUUUUAGUUAAAUUAAAGAAUAAAAAUGAGUGCCAGUAAUACAGAAAACAAACCUCAACAGAGUAGUUAUACAGUUAGUGCACAGACGCAGCUUCCAUGGGGUGCAAGGAAAGAAAGGCAGCCAUUUCCUUCAGGAAUAAACAUAGAUACAGAAGUUAAACCUGGAGAAUUUGUUUUAAGGACUCUUUUUGCCGAAUUUACAGUCCAGGCCGAAAAGAAAAUCGAUCUAGUUCUUGCUGAGCAACUAGAGAGGCCAUUGUCCAAAUCCCUACAGAGAGGAGAGGAUCCCCUCUUCGACCAACUUCUCAGUGCAUUUGGUUCCGCUUCCGAACACUGUCUACCUUCUCUGUUGAGAACUCUCUUUGCCUGGUAUGACAGACAGGGUAUCGACUCGAGCAACCAGGAGCAGAAGCUUCGUUCCGACUCCAAAUCUAAAGGAGAAAUGAUGGAGAGAACGGAAAGAGAUUAUCUACACGAACGGAGAGACUUGGCUGUCGAGUUUAUAUUCUGUUUGGUUUUGAUAGAAGUUUUGAAACAGUUGCCCGUUCAUCCGGGUCAUGACGAUUUAGUAAAUCACAUUGAAAACUUAGCAUUUAAGCACUUUAAAUUUAGAGAAGGGGCACAGACCGGUCCUAAUGUACAAAAUGUCAACAUUAUUGCGGAUUUAUACGCUGAAGUGAUCGGAGUCCUCGCUCAGUCCAGAUUUCAGUCGGUCAGGAAACGUUUUAUGGCCGAAUUAAAAGAACUGAGAAAUAAAGAACCCAGCCCGAUUAUCACUCAUAGUACCAUUAGUUUAUUAAUGGGUAUGAAAUUUUUUAGAGUUAAAAUGGUUCCUAUUGAAGAAUUUGAAGCAUCUUUCCAGUUCAUGCAAGAAUGUGCAACAUACUUCUUAGAAGUUAAAGAUAAGGAUAUUAAACAUGCAUUAGCUGGACUUUUUGUAGAAAUAUUAGUUCCUGUUGCAGCUACGGUCAAGAACGAAGUGAAUGUCCCUUGUUUAAAGACCUUUGUUGAAAUGUUGUAUUCACAGACUUUGGAUCUGUGCACAAAGAAAAAACAUAGUUUGGCUUUGUUCCCACUUGUUACAUGCUUAUUGUGUGUCAGUCAAAAAUCAUUUUUUCUUCAGAACUGGCAUUACUUCUUAGCUAUGUGUCUGUCUCAUUUAAAAAAUAGAGAUCCAAAGAUGUGCAGAGUGGCUUUGGAAUCUUUAUAUCGCCUGUUGUGGGUUUACAUGAUUCGUAUCAAAUGCGAGAGCAACACGGCCACUCAGAGUAGAUUGCAGAGUAUUGUUAACUCUCUGUUUCCCAAAGGAUCCAAAGCUGUUGUUCCGAGGGACACGCCAUUAAAUAUAUUUGUAAAAAUUAUCCAAUUUAUUGCUCAAGAAAGACUUGAUUUUGCAAUGAAAGAAAUUGUUUUUGAUCUGUUAUCAGUAGGACGUCCCAUCAAAAUUAUUCUAACGCCAGAAAGAAUGAGUAUUGGUUUAAGAGCUUUUCUUGUUGUUGCUGAUAGUCUUCAACAAAAAGAAGGUGAUCCUCCUAUGCCUCGAACUGUGGGUGUGCUGCCGUCUGGAAAUACUCUCCGUGUCAAAAAAACAUUUUUAAAUAAAAUGUUAACUGAAGAAACAGCAAGAACAAUUGGUAUGUCCCAAUAUUAUGUAUAUGUUAGGAAAGCAUUUGAUGAUAUAUUAAAAGCACUUGAUGUUCAGUUUGGACGACCACUAAUGAUGACGACUGUGCAAAACAUAAAUAAAGAACCUGACGAUAUGAUUACUGGUGAGCGUAAACCAAAAAUAGAUUUAUUCCGUACGUGUGUUGCUGCAAUUCCUCGUCUCAUUCCUGAUGGAAUGAGUCGUCAAGAUUUGGUCGAUUUGUUAUCUCGUCUAACUGUUCACAUGGACGAGGAAUUGAGAGGUUUAGCAUUCCAAUCACUUCAGAACACAACACUAGAUUUCCCUGAAUGGAGAGAAGAUGUAAUACAUGGAUUUUUACAAUUUAUGUUGCGUGAAGUAAAUGAUACAUUUCCGCAGUUGUUAGACAAUGCAUUAAGGAUGCUACUACAAUUUCUUACAAAUUGGAAAAAUGCUCUUCAAAAUCCAUCUCAUAAUUCACUGAAGAAAGAAUCUCGUGAACAAGGAAAACUUGAAUAUUCAAUAAAUGUGUUGAGGUUAGUUGAAGCCAUUGCACUUGUAAUUUUGUGUAGUUGUCGUCUUCCACCUAGACGUUUAUCAAUUCACAUUUUAAAAGAGGCCAAAUUAGUUCUGAAAUAUAUUGCAUCAGCCAAAGAUAUUGAAGAACCAGUUAUUGAUGUCAUAGAUCGUGCCUGUCCAAAUAUUGUUAAUAAAUGCUUACCAUAUCUUCCACCUGGAGAAAAGGCUGCAAUAGCAUCCGCAUCUAAUAUUGAUCUCCAAUGGCUUGCAGAGAGAAGUAGUGCUGCUUGGACAUCAGGAUUUCAUGAAACAUGUGAAGGCACGACUAAAGUUGUUGGCAGUUGUUCAGAAAUUUCUGAUGGAUCAGCUGUAGAUGCAUGGUGUGUUUGUUUAAUGGGAUUUCUUGAUAGUGAAUGCGUAUUGAAACACUGUCCCACAGCAGUUGCACAGUCAUGGCCUAUAGUAUAUUCCCGAAUUACAACUCUUUUUAACUAUCUUGACUUAAAUCCAGUGAAUGAUAAUCGAGCUUCGCUCUUAAGACCAACAGCAGUAAAGAAAGCACCCAAUGAAAGAGAUCUCCAUCUUAGUUUAUGGCGCAACUAUUUAAUGUUUGCUUGUCGAGUUGCACCUCCAAAUUCAGUCAUUUCAAUUCGUUACAUAUCUCCCGAAUUAAGUUUAAGUUCUUCUCCAGAUAGUAUUAGUUCUGAUCGAUCAGAUAGUCGAUCUCCAAAUAGUGGAGGUGUUCAUGCCUGUAAUCUAUUUAAACAGAUUGUACCACUUUUAAGAAGUGAACAAGCAGAUCUUAGAGACUCGGUUGUGAUUGGUCUAUCUCAUGUUAAUCCACAAGCCAUUAAAGAUCUAAUGGAAGAGCUAGUUGUUUAUAUUAGAGAGGCAAUAGAUAGGAAACAAGAAAACAUGAGAAGACGAAGAAGAAGAGAUGUUUUGAGAGUUCAAUUAGCUAGAGUUUUAGAGCUUAUAGCUAAGCAAGGUACUUUUGGCAUUAGUCCAAGUGUUUUAGAUCGUGAUGCUAGUUCCCUUAACACUACAUUUGUAGAAUACAUUGAUGGAGCCCGAUUAUAUUUAGAAACUGAAAAUGACAAAGAUGUUCCUAGUAUUGUACAGGAAAUCAAGCAACAUUUUUGUGAAUUUAUACAUUCUCUGAUAAAAAGUUUUCCAUUAGAAUCUCGUUAUAAUCUUCUGGGAAGAGAUUUACGAAGAAAUCUCUUUUAUCUCUUUGCAAGUUGGAGUGGGAAAUUUGGAUCUCAUUUUGAUGUUGUUGAUAGAAAAUCUAUAAAAGAAGAGCCAUGUUCUGAUUUUGAAUUUUCUGCUCUUCAAGCUAUGUCGGCUACAUUAUGUUGUGGUCCUUCCUUUGAUCCGCUUGGAUUGAUCGAAGAAAGUUCUAUGUAUUCAUGGCUAAAUAGUCUUUUAAGUUGUCCCGAAGAAAAAAUAUAUAGAUUAGGACAGGAAACUGUUGUUCUUUUAUUAGAAUUCAAUCCAGAUGUAGGCUCUCUCUUAGAUUGGUUAGUUGACUGUUGUUAUACGGGAGAAAUCCAGAUGGCCGAUGGCUGUUUUAAUGCAUUGGCAACAAUUUUCAGUAUCAGAGAAUAUCCAUGUGAUCAUUAUAUGGCAAUUAUAAAUGUAACUUUAUUAAAUGCAGGUUGUCCAAGAGCAAAUAUACAAGAAACUGCACUUCAGUUACUUCAAGUUCUAGAUCAUAGAUUCUUUGGAAAUGUUGCUUCUCUUCAGAUUGAUUCUGAAGGUGAUCAGGGUAGUAUGGUUGUAUUGAGGAAAAAAAUGUCUGGAAUGCCUGAAAAUGUUUUAAUUUCAGGUUAUCCAUGCUCACAAAUACAGUUAUCUCAACAAAUGUCACAACUUCAUCCGGAACUCACGAUGCCUAUAUUUUCAGAAAUUACAAACCGCUUACAGACUGCAAGACCUUCUGUCAGACAGAAUCUUUUGCAGUAUCUUUUACCUUGGCUUCAUAAUAUGGAACUCGUUGAUCCUAAUAUAACUCAGAUUAAUCCACUCACCCAUCUUGGACGAAUUCAGGAAUUCUGUGGAGAAGAUACGUGUCCUCCCGCACAGUUAGAAAGACGGGAAGGAUGGGGUUCGGCUGAAGCUACCGAAAUGGUUUUGAAUAAUCUUUUUUAUAUAACUGUUAAAUUUGGAGAAGAAAAUCCAAAAGAAAUAGAGCAGCUGUGGGCAUCUCUUUGCAGCUGCUGGCCAAAUAAUUUGAAAGUUAUCAUUAGAUAUUUAUUCAUAAUCACUGGUCUUGCACCAAAUGAAUUACUUACCUAUGCCAAAAGAGUAGUAUUAUAUAUGGCACGAUCGUGUCCAGAACGUCUGCUUGACGAAAUGAUGGCAGAUAUGCAAACUGUCGAAACUCUUAAUUGUCUCAUUGAACGAACUGAGACUCCACCUUUCUUCAGGGUUACUAGUGUUAGAAAAGGUAGUAGCCAUUCAGAUGACGGUGGUUCAAACAGUACUCAUACUGAUGCUCCACGAGGAGAACUAACUUUAGAAAGAGGAACUUUGCACACAAAACGUCAUAGCACAGAAAGUGGAUGUGAAAAAGACAGCCAGAUUAAGGAUGAUAGUAGUGGUCAAGGAUCACUUCAAAGCACUCCAAGUAUUGCAAGUCUAAAUAAAGGACAAAAUCCAUCUUUAACGAAUAGUGAAGAAGGGCAGCAUACAGUAUCAGCAUCAGUUGAAGAAGAUAAUUUCAUUCUUCUAUGUCAGGUUCCUGAAGAAGACCAAAAUAAACCUGAAACUCCACAACCUCAUCCUUUACCAAUGCCAGAAUUUGGUGGUUAUUAUGCACCACUUACAGAAUUUCUUCCAGACAGUUCUCAACCAGUAACAGGAUUUCAUAGAUGUAAUUUAGCAGUUAUGUUACUUGCUGAUGUUGUUUUAGAUGGGAUUAAUAUUGAUUGGUCUCCUCACGUUCCUUUAAUGUUGCACAUUAUUUUUCUAGGAUUAGAUCACACAAGAUCUUUAGUACAUGAACAUUGUAAGAAACUACUGUUAAAUUUGUUGAUAAUCAUAACACAUCAUAGUGAUAAUUUAACUGUUGCAAAAAUUAUUUUAAAUAAUAAAAUGCAACAGAUGGGAUAUGGUCUUCCACCUCUAUAUCUAACAGUUCAAAAGAACUUCACAGACAUUCAAAAAUUGCCAAAAAGUUCUAGUGUUAACAGUUAUGUAAGUACUGUUACUGUGACUGAAAUGAAUGCACCAGUAGCACACGAUGACAAUUGCUCGGGUGAUACAACAAAGGAAAAUAAAACCGAAUCAAAGUCGGAAUUAACAAGCAAUCAUAAUGUUACAGUUGCAGAAAACAUUAAUUCUCUCAUUGACUUUAUUGCAUCAAAAAUGGGACAUCCUCUUUGGAGUUACGAAGAUAUUACAGCAAAAGUUUGGGUGGUACGAAGUGCUGAGCAACUGUCAUCCUUCUUGCAACAUGUUCUCUUUGUAUUCAAAGAAUCGAUUCCACUGGCUCACAUACAAGAUCGUUGGGCUCAAGUAGCUUUACAGUUAGCUCUUUCUUGUUCUUCUCGGCAUUACGCAGGGCGUUCGUUGCAAAUAUUUCGUGCUUUGAAGGUACCUCUUACUGCCAGAAUGCUUUCGGACAUUUUAUCACGAUUGGUAGAAACUGUAACUGAGCAGGGUGAAGAUAUGCAAGGUUAUGUUACAGAAUUAAUGCUUACUCUUGAAGCUUCAAUAGAUUCUCUUGAUGCAGCAUUUAGAAUAAGUGAUUUUAUGCGAGAAUUUUUCAAAUCUACACCAAAUCUGAACAAAGAAAGUAAUAGAAAAAGUGCACCACCAAUUACAAUCACACAACCAGCUGCAAGUUUAGGUGUAUUUACAGGUGGUUCUGGCCAUGUACGUAGUACAUCCUACUCUAUUUCUUAUCCUGGGAGAAAGAUACCUGAUUCUCCGACUAGCGAGGGACGUGACGUAAGACAUCGUAGUAAUACUGAUAUAGAUUCUCGCAUGAAAGGACACAAUUUAGGACGCUCACGCAGUGCUCAGUCUUUAAAAAUGGCAGAUGAGCAAUAUUCUCAAGAAGAUAAAAUGGCAUUGUUAGCUCAGUUCUUUUGGAUUGCUGUAUCCCUCCUUGAAUCUGAUUAUGAACAUGAAUUCUUACUGGCGAUUAGACUUCUUGAGAAAGUUUUAACUAAAUUACCCAUAGAGCGUACUGAUUGCCAAGAAAAAUUAGAAAAAAUUCAGUUUCAAAUGAAAUGGUCUAAUUUUCCUGGAGUACAUGCUCUCCUUCUUAAAGGAUGUACAUCACCAACUACUUUUGAAUCAACUAUUGAUCUUUUAUCACGAUUAAUACCUUUACUUGACAUUCCUGUCAUAGAUCCUUCAGAAUCAUUAAGUUUUCCAUUUAAUGUGAUGGCGUUACUUCCAUAUUUCCUGCAUAAUUAUGAUGAUCCAAAUGUAUCUUGUGUGAAAAGUGCAGAAAGUAUUGCUCAGGUUUGCAUGGAAAAAUCCAAGAAGCUAGAAAAUCUAGCCACUGUGAUGACACUAUAUAGUCGAAGAUCUUUCAGCAAAGAAAGUUUUCAAUGGACAAAAUGCGUAGUUAAGUAUUUAUACGAUGCAUAUUCACAUGUAUUUUUAAAUUUAAUUUCAUUUUUAGUUGAAAUAUUGGAAAAAGGACCAACCUAUCUGUUACAACACAUUUUAGGAAUCCUACAUUGUAUGCUUCAUUAUCUAGAUGUUGCUUCAUCUGCCCAAGCUAUUAAUACAGAUCUUUUGAGAGUCAUUUCGAGAUAUAUUGAGACAUCUCAGUGGAAAGAUGCUUUAAAGAUAUUGAAACUGAUUGUUACACGUUCCUCCACAUUGGCCGCACCACCUGCAUCGAUGAGCAUUGGCAGUUCUUCGGCAGAUAGUGUGAGCAUUGCAUCAAGUACAUCUUUUGCGGAUUCAGAAUUUGGAACAAAAAGAGAAUUACCAGGUCGUACUAUGGAAUUCACCAUUGAUUUGACACUAACUCCAGUAGUUGGGCAAAGAUUUCAACAAAAAAUGUCAAAUAAAGAUUCGAAUGUUACAACAGAGAAAGAAGAAAGUACAACAGCAUCUCCGAGGAGAAGUUUAUCACAUAAUCACUCAUUUACUGAGAAUGGCUCAGCUUCAAGUUGGAGACGUCCUUGGCUAUCGCAAACCAGAACAAGAGAACAUUUGAUUGGUUUGUUAACAAGCUGUGGUCAACGUGUGGGCUUGCCUAAGAGUCCAUCUGUAAUAUUUAGCCAAAGUAGUGAUAUUAUAGAACACCAAUCAUCUAUGUGCAGUAGUACUGAAGAAAUUUCAGCUACAAAUAAUGACAUGUCUGCUGACAGUAAAUUAGAAGAUACUAUUCAUCCUGAACAGCAAUUUGGAAUAUUUAAAGAUUUUGAUUUUCUUGAAUAUGAAUUAGAAAGUCAAGAAGGUGAAAGUCUAGAUAACUUUAAUUGGGGUGUACGCAGACGUUCUCUCACUAAUUUUGAAGGAUCUGAAGAAACUACAAGACAGAAAAUAGGACUUGCAGUUGGAGGUUCAAAUUUAAGUCCUCGUAAAGAAGAAUCAUCUGAUGACGAAAUGGGAAGUGUGUCUCCUCUUGAUGACAAUCCAGAAUUACCGAGUGGAAACGUUAGUCUUGUAUUUCCUCCAAGCUCACUACCACUGUUAAACCGUGGAAGAAGAUCAUCAAGUCCAGCAUCUGCUUCUACUCAUAGUCUUGCUAGUGAUGGAGAUCUUACUCUAAGUAAUACAUCUCCAAGCUUUUCACCAUUGGCAGCUGUCGUUCAUCUAGCUCCAGUUUCAUUGGACGAUGUCGAAGAUAUUUGGCGAUCGCACAUUCACAGUUUGAUGAAUGAUUCUACUGGAAUUCUUGCUACAAACACAUACCAGAUUCUAACACGACUUUUUAAAGAUACGUUUCGCAAAACUGCAAGACUGACAAGAGAAUGUUGCCAGUUUUUUACAAUGACUGAUUCUCUAAGAAAGAUUGCUUCUCAUUUCUUAACUAUGUUGGAUGUUCUGCUGACCCAGGCUGAAUGUCCAUUUAUUUAUAUAGAUCCAGAAGUUAUAGUAUCUUUCCAAUUGUUAGAAAAGCAUAAAUUCUGUGUUCUAGAAAUUCAAGAGCAUUGGGAAACUUUUCUUGAAAAACAGGAACAUACCAUUGAAUGUAUGGACAGUAUUAAAUCUUUAAUGAAAUUAGAAGCUUUGGGCGAACCCGUUGCAGAGGAAACUGUUGAAGAGCAAAGAGUAGAUCUUUGUCGUUGCUUAUACAAGCUUCACUUUCAACUUUUGUUGUUACUAGAAAGCUAUACAAAACUAUUAUCAUUUUUAAAUGCCAUUUCUUCUCAUUCCCAAGUAUUUGAUUUAUCGCACGAAGUAACGGCUAUAAAAUUAGAACUGAUAAAAGCAGUCGAAGAAACCGAAAGCGAUCGUCUUUCUCCGUCAUCCCAAUUAGAAGUCUCCCGCCACGAUGUGGAGAAUGUACUUCUAGAAUUAAUUCAAGGAAGCAAAUGGGGAAAGGUCAUUAAGCAUUUACAUAGUUACCGAUCUAUGAUACCUGGAUCGAUCCUUGGAAACAGUGAAGAAGACGAUAUAGAAGUCAUUCUUGGAAUUUAUUGCAGACAUAUCUGUGAAAAUAGAACAGGUUAUUUUAUUGUCACACAAGCGGAAUAUAAUUUAUGUAACGUCUGUCAACAACUGAUGGACAUAAGUUUGCAAGUCUCUUCUAUUCUCCACACACUAGAAUUUUCAUCCACACCCGAGAGAAGUCAGUCCGAAACUGGUUUUCAUAGAAGCGAAUGCUAGAAUAUACCGUAGAUGAGUAUAAUUUUUAAAUACUCUCAGAUAUAAUUUUUAGUAGUAAAUAAAUUUUACAUCAGGGUCGAUUACAUUCUAAUUUAUUUUCAAGUAUUUUUUCUCUUGUGUAAAAUGACGGCAG